This is a messenger RNA of Homarus americanus (American lobster), 3384 nucleotides long. Its product is annotated as CLIP-associating protein 2-like. The transcript has 23 exons. Gene Ontology annotation, cellular component: mitotic spindle; spindle microtubule; cytoplasmic microtubule. Lineage: Eukaryota; Metazoa; Arthropoda; Malacostraca; Decapoda; Nephropidae. Gene Ontology annotation, biological process: mitotic spindle assembly. The record is from RefSeq and is a predicted model, not a curated record. The annotation marks the transcript as partial. Gene Ontology annotation, molecular function: microtubule binding.
AUGGCCAUUUCAUCUAAUGAUAUCACAGCUAACCUUUCAAGUGGACUAAAAGUGUCAGACUUUGUCUUCAUGAGUGACAGCACAGAGCGUAAGAUGCCAGGUUCGCAGUGCUUUGUGUUUCAGGAUCUGAAUUCCUUCACAUCAAAGGGCAAAGGAGAGGAUGAUGUGGACAGAUCAAGUCCAUUCGUACACAGAGGAGCGACGGGCAAGGUCAAGUCAGGGGGCAGCAAGUCACGAGCCAGCAGUGCUCCACCCGUCAGAAGAUCCGUCCUGGGUGCUGCUCUCCCACCCAAAAGUACUGGAGCAGGGGAGAGUGGUGGUGGGGGCCCACGAACUACAGUCAAGCGAGUACCAUCCAUCAGUCGAGGGAGAAUAGGUUCCUCAUCCUCUAAUACAGCUGCAGCAGGUGCUGUUGAUGAAGCAUCAUUUUUUGCCUCAUUUGAGGAUGCUCCAAAGGUCACCAUUUACUCAACUCGAGAACUGGAGGAUACUCUAACUAAAAUUCGGGAGAUCAUUUCGAGCCCGAACAGUGAUUGGGACAAAAGAGUAGAGACUCUGAAGAAAUUACGAAGUGUGUUAAUUGCCGGUGCCCCUAGUUAUGAAGAGUUCUAUCCCCAUCUCCGCCUACUAGAACCUGCCAUGCAGUUGUGUGUCAAAGACCUCAGGUCACAGGUGGUACGAGAAGCUUGUAUCACUGUGGCAUAUAUGUCUCAAGAACUGCAUCAUAAAGUUGAUCAUUUGUGUGAAACUCUCCUGCCAAGUCUUAUUAAUUUAAUACCUAAUAGUGCUAAGGUAAUGGCAUCAUCUGGUAUUGUCACAAUUAGGUUUAUCAUACAAAACACUCACCACCACAAAUUGAUCCCCAUUCUUUUACGAGAUUUGGCCAGCAAGAACAGAGAGAUCCGAAAAGUGUUGUUUGAGGUGUUAGAUCAACUUGUACAUACAUGGCCCACGCACUCUAUGGAGAAGCAUGUUGCAAAUCUUGCUGACAGCAUAAAGAGAGGAAUUACAGAUGCAGACCCAGAAGCUCGAGCUUUCUCAAGAAAAGCAUAUUGGGGCUUUGCGGACCAUUUCAAGGAUGAGGCAGACAAAUUGCUGAACUCCCUUGACCCAAGCUACAAGAAGAUGCUCCAGGGUGAAAUAAGUACUAUGUCUAACUCCUCUUCAUCACAGUCACUGCACAACUCCCAUAGUAAAUCAGCUGGCACACGUCAAGGGUGGUCACGAUCCUCAUCAACAACUGGAAGUACGGAAAAUCUUUCAGGACCAUCAUCAAGGCUGUCCCACAGUAGCACUCGGCGAUCCGCUAUCCCUACCCCUGCCUCUCACCGCCCACAAGAUUCCCCAGAUUCCCCCGCCCCUUCCCUCACUCCAACGAACAACUUCCGGUCCAACAGUGCCAUUGAUCUGCAGGCCGCCAGGCGUGCACAAGCUCGUUCACAGUAUGCCCAGUCCCAGAGACUGAAGGUGGGCUCUGGAGCAUCACUGCGAACUGAAGGAGAGGACAAAGCACGUCCAAGGAAAUCGUCCGAUCAUCCGCCCAUCAGCUCCAUCACCUCUCCUGAUCGUAUGGGCAGAUCCAGAAGCCGAGGUGGUGUCUCACAAUCACAGCCUGGCAGCCGAAGUGGAUCUCCAUCAUCGCGACUUAGUUAUGCUACAUACGCAUCACCUGGAGACUCUGGCACUUUAGGUCGUAGUCGCCGCAGAAGUGGCAUUCCACGCUCCACAGGCACUUCUCGGGAACCUUCACCUAACCGUUAUAGUGGAUUAAGUGUCAUAUCACCUUCAAAAUCACGCUCAAGAUCCAUCUCUGGUGCAUCAGAAAUGCCUCCCCAAGUACCAGGAAAACCAAGACAAGUAAUGGCCCAGAAGAUUUUACAGCAGAGCCGUGAAGCAGAGAGUGCGUUAGCCGACGCACUGGUGAGUCUACCGCCAGGAGGAGUCCUUCGAUCUCCCAACAGAAAGUUGUACACAAAAGCCUUUGAGGACCAAUCUGACAAUGACAGCGAAACAUCCAGCGUUUGCUCAGAGCGUUCCUUCGACUCUUGUAGGAGAAAUGAUCUAUUCUGGUACGGAUCACAACAGCGUAUACUCAAGGAAGUGUGGGAGCCAACAGCGAAGAUGCAGGAUGUUAGUGAUAUCAUCUUAAACUGUGCAUCAACUCACUGGGGUGAUCGGAAAGAAGGCCUCAUGGCACUACAAGCAUUCCUGCGUGGCUCACAUAUGCUCACUGGAUCAGAGCUAAAACGUGUCACAGAGAUCUUCACUAAAAUGUUUAUGGAUGCGCAUACCAAAGUGUUUACAUUAUUUCUUGAUACUCUGAUGGAGCUGAUCAUGGUGCACAAGGCAGAUCUCGGAGACUGGCUAUAUGUUCUGCUCACACGGUUGCUUAACAAAUUGGGCUCAGAUCUCCUAGGAUCAGUACAGACCAAAAUUCAUAGAACAUUAGAUUUAGUAAGAGACUCAUUCCCUUGUGACCAACAAUUCAUUGUUAUAAUGAGAUUUUUAGUAGAUCAAACCCAGACACCUAAUUCUAAAGUGAAGGUUGCAACCCUCACAUACCUCAAGUGUUUAGUGGAUGUAAUGGAGCGGGGAGACCUCACUGCUUCUCCUGAUACUUCAAUGGCCUUAGCAAAGAUCCUAACAUGGACAGCAGACCAAAAAUUCCUCGAUAUUCGACGGGCAGCAUCUGCUGCUUUUAUUGCCAUGUUUAACUGUAAUAUCACUGAGUUCACUGCACUUUUGCAGCAGCUUCCUCCAGCCUGUCAGAGCACAGCAUCACAGAUUAUACAGAGUCAUUUGAAAAGAGCCUCCAGUCUUGAUGCUUCACCAUCCUCCUUACCACCCCGCACUCCGCCCAGUGUUGGUGGAACUCCUGUCUUGCAGAGCCCAAAUACCUCUCUUCCACGGUCACAUCGACCUUCACGAUAUAAUGCAAUUGAUUUUGAUGAUACAGAAAAUCUUAAUCCAGAAGAAGUGUACAGGAGUUUGAAGCGCACAACAGCAGAGAUCCAAAACUAUAGUUUUGAUCUAGAGAGUCUAGAAAAACAUAGAGAUUCUACAUCACAGGACUCGGGAAUAAGCCAAUUAUCAGCUGGUGGUGCUGAUAUUCGAAAUAUCGACACUGUUGAUGAUAAACAUUCUGAAGACACCAAUGGUAUUCUCUCGGGAAGGUCCUCCAGUGUCUCGUCACCUACACACCGUCAACUCUCCAUGAUGUCGGAUUCCUCAAGAAAUGGCUUGGACACCCUCACGGAUGAUGAUUUGGGUAGAGGGGAUGGACAAGAAAGUGAUGCCGAGGUGAUGUCAGGGGUUGUAGCAGAACUUGGCAAUGCUGAAGAAGGUCGAUCUGCAGAGAAACGCGGGUGCUCUCUUUACUCAACU